AGAAAGCUUUGAAUUUGCACAAAGAAGCCUCAUACAGCGACUUGGAGGGUGUCCCAAACGCGAGCCAAUGGGAGUGGUGCGACUGGUCCCGCCGGCGUUGGCUUCCCCGGAUGGAGUAAAGAACCCUGCCCCACAACCCCAGGCGGUUCCGAGACCAUUCUCUCAUUUUCUCCCUGGAUCCCGAAUGGCUGCGACACUGAUCCUGGAGCCCGCGGGCGGCUGCCACUGGGACGAGCCGGUGCACAUCGCCGUGCGCGGCCUGGCCCCCGAACAGCCGGUCACGCUGCGCGCGUCUCUGCGCGACGAGAAGGGCGCUCUCUUCCAGGCCCACGCGCGCUACCGCGCGGACGCCAGGGGCGAGCUGGACCUGGCGCGCGCGCCCGCGCUGGGCGGCAGCUUCGCGGGCCUGGAGCCCAUGGGGCUGAUCUGGGCCAUGGAGCCUGAUAAGCCGUUUUGGCGCCUGGUGAAGCGGGACGUGCAGACGCCCUUUGUGGUGGAGCUGGAGGUGCUGGACGGCCACGAGCCCGACGCCGGGCAGCAGCUGGCCCGCGCGCUGCACGAGCGCCACUUCAUGCUGCCCCGGGUGUGGCGGGUGCCGGUGCGCGAGGGCAAAGUGCGGGCCACGCUCUUCCUACCUCCAGAACCUGGGCCCUAUCCUGGGAUUGUGGACCUGUUUGGACUUGGAGGUGGCCUUCUGGAGUACCGAGCUAGUCUGCUGGCUGGCAAGGGUUUUGCUGUAAUGGCUCUGGCUUAUUAUGGCUAUGAUGACCUUCCCCGGAGCCUAGAGACUGUGCACCUGGAGUACUUUGAGGAAGCUGUGAACUACCUGCUCCAUCACCCUGAGGUAAAGGGUCCAGGGAUUGGGCUGCUUGGGAAUUCCAAAGGAGGAGAACUCUGCCUUGCCAUAUCCUCUUUCCUGAAGGGCAUCACGGCUGCAGUCAUAAUCAAUGGCUCUGUGGCUGUUGUUGGGGCAAGCAUACACUACAAGGACGAGACGCUGCCCCCUGUGGGUAUCAUGAGAGAUCGAAUCAAGGUGACCAAAGAUGGCAUCAAGGACGUUGUGGAAGCCCUGAAAAGUCCUUUGGAAGACCAGAAGAGCUUUAUUCCCGUGGAGAAGUCUGACACCACCUUCCUGUUCCUUGUGGGUCAGGAUGACCACAACUGGAAGAGCGAGUUCUAUGCUAAUGAGGCCUCUAAACGCUUGCAGGCCCAUGGAAAAGAGAAGCCCCAGAUCAUCUGUUACCCAGAAGCAGGGCACUACAUUGAGCCCCCUUACUGGCCCCUGUGCAGGGCUGCCCUGCAUAUCUUGGCAGGUGGUCCUAUCGUUUAUGGAGGGGAGCCCAGGGCUCAUGCCAGGGCCCAGCUGGAUGUGUGGGAACAACUCCAGACUUUCUUUCACAAAUACCUGGGUGGUGAGAGUUAAGGAGGGCUCUUCCAAAAAUUUAACCAAUUAUCUGAAGGUUUGGAAGAUAAGACUUAAGUAUAUUCUAAGAACACCAGUUAAGAUUAGUUCAUGUGAUUAGAGGAAAUAACUCCUCUAAGUUGCAUACUGUUCUCUUUAAAUAUUACUAUUCAAAAUAGUGUCUAUCCAAGGGCUGGGGUUGUAGCUCAAUGGUAGAGCACUUGCCUAGCAUGUACAAGGCCCUGGGUUUAAUCCUCAAUACCUCAAAAAAAAAAAAAAAGUGCCUAUCCAAAAAAUGAUAUCAGAAAUGAAAAGGGAACCAUAAGUAUAUACACAUUUAUUAAAUUAAAAAUUGGACCAUUACAGGGGCUGGGGCUGGGGCUGGGGCUCAAUGGUAGAGUGCUUGCCUAACAUGUGUGAGGCACUGGGUUCAAUUCUCAGCACCACAUAUAAAUAAAUGAAUUAAAUAAAAGUCCAUCAACAACUAAAAUAAUAUUUUAAAAAAAAGAAAAAAUUGGACUUACAGACAAAGCAAUUGUUUCCUUCAUUUCUUAAGAUACUGCCCACACAGCAACAAAAAAGGAUCUUGAUUAGGGGCCAUAGGAGAUUCAGAAAAACACAAACAUUAUAAGCAAGGCUGGGGCCAGGUGGGACACUGCCCUCUGAUGGAGGAAUAGUAACACAGAACUAGCUCAUCAUGUUUAUUAUGUAGGGUCUCAUUAUCAGGAAGUUUAACUACAGAAGCUUUGUAAAUUGUUCAAGGUUUGUGAGUUAUGAAGAGGCUUCUUUGUGUACUAAAAAGUUACAGAGCUAGAAACAUUUUUGUGGUUAUCUUGCUGUUACAGUGUUAGGAACUUCCUGCUGCUAUCCUGCUGUACCCAGAAAACCCACUAUACUAGAACAUGUGAUAACUAUUGAUGUCAGAGCUGACUAUCAAGGUUGUUCACAUCCUCACCUUUUGGCAGGGACUAUUUCCCAGGCUUGGCUUUUGCCUACACUGCAGGGUCAGCCAAUAACCAGGGCUCAUUCACUCUCCAUGUCUCUCCCUUUUUUAUUUUUUAACUGCAACUCAUGCAUGUCUCCUCAGAGGUGUUUGAACUGGGAUUGGAUGAGCUUGCCUGGGACAAAACAACAGAAUUAAGAGUAAGAAAGCAAACCCUAUGAGAUACCAUGCAGUAUGUUUUAGCAUAUUUUAAGAAUUGAAAGCAUUUACAUCAUUUAAUACCUUUUUUGCAAAACUGGAAGUGAUAAAAUGGGAAUUCUACUUUCCUGUGUAGCUUAGAGGUAAUCGUGCAGUUAUAAGAGAUCUAAACUAACAUUGUUAUGAUUCCAAAUUCCUAAUAGAUGCAUCUUUAUCUUUUUUUUAAUCCCAUUGGAAGCUAUCAUAUAGAAUAGGUAAUAAGUGACAUGAUAUUGUAAUGGUUGUCUGACAUUAAGACUUUGUAUCUGAUCACCCAAGGCCAUUACAAUACCCUCUAGUGUAUUUAACUUAGCUUUGAGUUUAUUAUCAUAGCCUCUUCUGAUUCUGGUCUCAUUCCCCCGUCUGAUUAAGGGAACCCUUACUGCUAUAAGGGGAAACAGGGGAUGACUGCUUUGGCUGCUUCAGGCUGAGAGGGAGUGAUGUGGAGCAAGCAGUUUGGGUUUGUCUUUUAGGAAAGUUUUGGGUCAGUCUAUUGGUCCGUGGUAAAAGUCUGGUUUGGAAAGAACUGGUUAUAUAGUCAUUUUUGAGGUUGGUGUUUCUAUGAGAGCAACAGAAGACAUGAGUACUGGAAUGAAAGAGUCCUUUAAUUAGGUUAAAAAAAUUAUUCUCAUUGACCCUAAAUAUGUUUUCUUCCAGUGGUCCUUGCUCAUGGAGUCAUUAAAAAAGAGAAAGGAGCCACUGCAUGAUUUAUGGGGCUUUGACUUCUUUUUAUGUUGUUUUACGGUUUAUAAUGGUACUUUUAAUUUAGACUGAAAUAUGCAGCCGCUUUUUAAGGUAAUAAAUCUAUUUUGAUUGUCAAGAAACAA
Marmota monax (woodchuck) is the source of this 3409-nucleotide messenger RNA. Its product is annotated as acyl-coenzyme A thioesterase 1. The transcript is spliced from 3 exons. The record is from RefSeq and is a predicted model, not a curated record. Gene Ontology annotation, molecular function: fatty acyl-CoA hydrolase activity. Gene Ontology annotation, biological process: acyl-CoA metabolic process; fatty acid metabolic process. NCBI's taxonomy places the organism in Eukaryota, Metazoa, Chordata, Mammalia, Rodentia, Sciuridae. The coding region runs from base 68 to 1423 and encodes 451 amino acids.